Molecule: messenger RNA, 630 nt
Organism: Sabethes cyaneus
Lineage: Eukaryota; Metazoa; Arthropoda; Insecta; Diptera; Culicidae
Exons: 1
Coding region: 1-630 (209 amino acids)
Source: RefSeq, a predicted model, not a curated record
AUGGCUGGUCCUAGCCUCUAUUCCGUUGCGUCCAAAGUAUAUUCACCGGAGGAUCCGUGCAUAAAAUCUUAUGAAGACCUGAUUGUAUUGCUGAAAAAGUAUUUAGAACCAACGGUUAAUGUUGUAGCCGAACGCUACAAAUUUAGGCAAUGCGAGCAGUCCGGUUCUCAGUCUAUUUCGGAAUUCAUCAUUCAGUUAAAAGCUGAGUCUCAUCGUUGUAAUUUAGCCGCGUUUCUGCCCGAAGCCUUACGGGAUCAAUUUGUCGCCGGAGUCGGAGACGUCAAGUUGCGGACUAAGCUCUUUGGAGAAUUUGAUCUCACCUUUGAGAAAGCCUGCACUGUGGCCUGCAGUCACGAACCUGCCGAACAGGAGUCGAAAGUGAUGAAAGGAACAUCAAAAAUAGCUACUUUGGGAGAACAAUCGCAUCAAAAACCGUGUCACAAUCCGGAAACGUGUCCAGCCAAGCAGUGGACAUACUAUGUAUGUGGAAAGUCCGGCCAUAUUUCUACUAUGUGUAAGUCAUCGGAGAGUUACCAGGAGUCUACAAAUAGUCAAAGCCGCGUUGCUGAAAUGUCAGAAGCUGUGAACGACUGGAGAUUGAAUCUCAUGUCAAAAGUCGUCGAAGAAUAA